Messenger RNA from Malassezia sympodialis ATCC 42132, 474 nucleotides. NCBI's taxonomy places the organism in Eukaryota, Fungi, Basidiomycota, Malasseziomycetes, Malasseziales, Malasseziaceae. The record is from the annotation of a RefSeq genome assembly.
GCUAACACGAGCAGGGGCAAGGGCCGUCUCUACGUCCGCGGCGACAGCAAGGUACGCAGGCAGGCAGGGGCCGCAGAGACCGGACAGGCUAACAUGCAGGUCUUCCGCUUCAACGGAUCCAAGACCGAGUCGCUGUUCCACCAGCGCAAGAACCCUCGUAAGAUUGCGUGGACGGUGCUCUACCGCCGCAUGCACAAGAAGGGUGUUACGGAGGAGACCUCGCGGAAGCGCACGCGCCGCACCGUGAAGGCCCAGCGUGGUGUGGUUGGUGCGUCGCUGGACGCCAUCAACGCCCGCCGCAACCAGAAGCCAGAGGUGCGUGAGGCCGCGCGCAAGGAGCACUUGGCCAAGAACAAGGAGGCCAAGAAGACGCGCGCCGCCGAGCGCAAGGCGAACCGGCAGGCGGCUGGCGCCUCUGCGCAGGCGUCGCGCCAGCAGGCCAAGAGCGCGAUGAAGGGUGGUCCCAAGGCGUAA